Molecule: messenger RNA, 1124 nt
Organism: Salvia miltiorrhiza (redroot sage)
Lineage: Eukaryota; Viridiplantae; Streptophyta; Magnoliopsida; Lamiales; Lamiaceae
Product: SUMO-conjugating enzyme SCE1
Exons: 4
Coding region: 214-762 (182 amino acids)
Biological process (GO): protein sumoylation
Cellular component (GO): nucleus
Molecular function (GO): SUMO conjugating enzyme activity
Source: RefSeq, a predicted model, not a curated record
AAAAUCUAAUCUGGGCCGUCCAUUUUCUCCGGCAGAAUCAUCCAAUACAAAAUUAAGCAAAAAAGAAAACGAAAAAUCAAACGUCUCUCUCUCACUCUCCUUUUAUUAAAUGCCUCGCGGACUACUCUAAAGAUUACGCCCAAGUCUCUCGUUUAUUUUCUUCUUCUCAGAGAAAAGGAGGAAUUUUAGGGUUCAGAUAACUCUUGGAGCAGAAUGUCUGGCGGAAUUGCGCGCGGGCGGCUGACGGAGGAGCGAAAGUCAUGGCGGAAGAAUCAUCCACAUGGUUUUGUGGCUAAGCCGGAGACUCUGCCUGAUGGUACAGUGAAUUUGAUGGUGUGGCACUGCACGAUCCCUGGUAAGGCCGGGACUGACUGGGAGGGUGGUUAUUAUCCACUCACGAUGCACUUUAGUGAAGAUUACCCGAGCAAGCCACCGAAGUGUAAAUUUCCACAAGGCUUUUUCCAUCCUAAUGUGUACCCAUCUGGAACUGUUUGCCUCUCAAUCCUCAAUGAAGAUAGUGGGUGGCGGCCAGCCAUCACAGUGAAGCAAAUUUUGGUUGGGAUCCAAGAUUUGUUGGAUCAGCCUAAUCCAUCUGAUCCAGCUCAAACUGAGGGGUACCAUAUGUUCAUCCAGGUAAUAGAAUUUUUUGUGAUUCUGAAAUUGUUAUCGUGUUCUUUCCAGAGAUUCAUUUUCCCCCUUGAUAUUUUUCCUGUAUUUUAUGUGCCUACAAAUUCAUUUGACAUGGAUUCAUAUUCUUAUUAGCCCUACAAAUUCUAGACAUUCAAUAGGUUAACUUGUGCCGAACUUUUGUAAAUCCUGCAGGAUGCGGUUGAAUACAAGAAAAGGGUUCGGCAACAGGCAAAGCAGUAUCCUCCUCUUGUCUGAAUAUAUCUUUGUGCCGAUUAUUCCUUAGUUUUGAUGCAAACGUUGUUGCUGGAAAUUGUAUUAAUCGAACAGAAGAUUAUCGCGUACCACAGUGAUUGGCAAGGCAAUGUUGCUUGUUGGUACGGUAUGUGUGGAUGUGCUUCUAGUUACUGAACCUGCAUAACGCAUUAGAAACCUUUUGAUUUGUAUUUAGAUUGAUGUCGAAUGCUGUAUUAUAAGAUCGCUUUUACUUUAUUCAA